This is a messenger RNA of Gopherus flavomarginatus (Mexican gopher tortoise), 2470 nucleotides long. It is a transcript of the gene CHDH, whose product is annotated as choline dehydrogenase. Gene Ontology annotation, molecular function: flavin adenine dinucleotide binding; choline dehydrogenase activity. The coding region runs from base 244 to 2085 and encodes 613 amino acids. The record is from RefSeq and is a predicted model, not a curated record. Lineage: Eukaryota; Metazoa; Chordata; Testudines; Testudinidae. The transcript is spliced from 9 exons. Gene Ontology annotation, cellular component: mitochondrial inner membrane.
CUCCUCAUUUCACAGGACCCUCUUGUUUGUGCUGGCUGAAGGUAAAGGCUCCCCAGAAGCAAAUGGAACUAGGCCGAUCUUCACCAGCUUGUCGGGAGUCUGGCCCCCAGGUUUACUUUAUAUUAAAAGGUUUCUCUAUUGCAUGUGUCACUUGCUUAUGGACCCUCAUCUGGGACAAGAUAUUUGAUACUGCAUUUUAUGGGACAAGCAAUUCUUAAAAGGAGAAGACACAUAUAGGAAAGGAUGUUUCAUUUAAUCAAAGGAGUUAAAAAAUGUUAUGGUCCUUCUGUCAGUCAAAUGCACAAAGUAACAGGAUUUCCAUUUAAAACACCCACACUCAAAAGCUUACUACCCUAUAGUGGGCAACAAUUAAAAACUUCACAUACAUUCUCUAAACUUAGUUCUGAAAAUGCAGACUCUUACAGUUACAUCAUAGUUGGAGCUGGAUCAGCAGGGUGUGUAUUAAGCAGCCGAUUGACUGAAGAUCCUCUUAGUACUGUUUUACUUUUGGAAGCAGGCCCUAAAGACACCUUUCUAGGUAGUAAAAGAUUAAUGUGGAAGAUUCAUAUGCCUGCUGCAUUAACCUAUAAUCUUUGUGAUGAAAAAUAUAAUUGGAAUUAUCACACAACACCACAAAAGCACAUGGAUAAUCGAAUUAUGUACUGGCCCAGAGGUAGAGUGUGGGGUGGCUCCUCAUCUCUCAAUGCUAUGGUGUACAUUCGGGGGCAUGCAGAAGACUACAAUCGAUGGCAUAGAGAAGGUGCUGUGGGAUGGGACUAUGAAUUUUGCUUGCCUUAUUUUAAGAAGGCACAGACUCAUGAGUUGGGUCCUAACCUGUACAGAGGUGGGACUGGACCAUUGCAUGUGUCAAGAGGAAAGACAAACCAUCCUCUUCAUCAUGCAUUCCUGGACGCAACCCAGCAGGCUGGCUAUUCUUUCACAGAUGAUAUGAAUGGUUACCAACAAGAAGGAUUUGGCUGGAUGGAUAUGACUAUACACAAAGGUCAAAGAUGGAGCACAGCUAGUGCUUACCUUCACCCCGCCAUAACACGCCCAAACUUGUCCACAGAAGAUAGAACACUUGUAACGAGAAUUUUGUUUCAAGGGACAAAAGCCAUAGGGGUUGAGUAUGUCAAGAAUGGGCAAAGGAAAAAGGCUCUUGCCAGUGAGGAAGUGAUUUUAAGUGGAGGUGCCAUAAAUUCCCCACAGCUGCUUAUGUUAUCUGGGAUUGGAAAUGCAGAUGACCUCAAAAAAUUAGGGAUUCCUGUUGUUUGUCACCUUCCUGGGGUAGGCCAGAAUCUUCAAGAUCAUUUAGAAGUGUACAUACAGCAGAAGUGCACCAAGCCUAUUACUCUCUACAAAGCACAAAAGCCUGUUAACAUGGCAAAGAUUGGUUUAGAAUGGCUUUGGAAAUUUACAGGAGAUGGAGCUACUGCCCACUUAGAAUCUGGUGGGUUUAUUAGAAGUCGGCCAGAUGUUCCUCAUCCAGACAUUCAGUUCCAUUUUCUUCCUUCUCAGGUGAUUGAUCAUGGACGUGUUGCUUCCAAGCUGGAAGCUUACCAGGUUCAUGUUGGACCUAUGAGGAGCGCAAGUGUGGGCUGGCUAAAGCUGAAAAGUACAGAUCCAAGGGACCAUCCUGUGAUUGAACCAAACUACUUGUCAACGGAAACAGAUGUGUGGGAAUUUCGUCAGUGUGUCAAGUUAUCCAGAGAAAUUUUUGCUCAGAAAGCUUUUGAAAAAUUCCGUGGUCCUGAAAUUCAGCCAGGAAGUCAUGUACAGUCUGACAAAGAAAUAGAUGCUUUCAUAAGACAGAAGGCUGAUAGUGCUUAUCAUCCUUCUUGUACCUGUAAAAUGGGGCAGCCAUCUGAUACAACUGCUGUGGUUGAUCCUCAGACCAAAGUAAUUGGGGUUGAAAACCUGAGAGUCGUAGAUGCCUCAAUAAUGCCAAGUGUGGUCAGUGGAAAUUUGAAUGCCCCUACCAUCAUGAUAGCAGAAAAAGCUGCUGAUAUAAUCAAGGGGUUCCCAUCACGCAGUGAGAAAAAUGUUCCUGUAUAUAAACCUCAAACCUUGGAAACUCAGCGAUGAACAAAAUGCUCACACUUAUUUGCCAGCAGUCUUGGAUGAUGACCCAAAACAUGUUCAUUUUAAGAACACUUUCACUGCAGAUUUGAGAAAACACAAAGAAGGUACCAAUGUGAGAUUUCUAAAAGUAGCUACAGCACUCGAUCCAAGGUUUAAGAAUCUGAAGUGCCUUUCAAAAUCUGAGAGGGACGAGGUGUGGAGUUUGCUUUCAGAAGACUUAAAAGAGCAACACUCGGAUACGGAAACUACAGAACCCGAACCAGCAACAAAGAAAAUCAACCUUCUGCUGGUGGCAUCUGAUUCUGAUGAUGAAAAUGAACAUGUGUCGGUCAGCUCUGCUUUGGAUCGUUAUCAAGCAGAACCCAUCAUCAGCAUGUACUUUUGUAUU